Messenger RNA from Daphnia pulex (common water flea), 733 nucleotides. RefSeq lists its product as uncharacterized. NCBI's taxonomy places the organism in Eukaryota, Metazoa, Arthropoda, Branchiopoda, Diplostraca, Daphniidae. Bases 75 to 623 code for a protein of 182 amino acids. The record is from RefSeq and is a predicted model, not a curated record. The transcript is spliced from 2 exons.
CCUUUCAAGAGGUAUAAAUAGAAACUCGUCGACCGUUUAGAAAAACAGUCUCACACAGCCGAACAAUCGCCAACAUGCAGAAUUACUUCCUUGUCCUGAUCCUGGCGGUCGCUUCCGCCCACACUCUGCUGAUGGAUGAGGAGCCCAUGGAUUUCUCGCGUGAACGCCGUCAAGUUCCUUCGUUCGACCAGGAGCCGGAAGUGAUCGAGCCAUCGGCCGACACAUCGGUGGUCGAUCCGACCACCAAGCAGGUCCUGCCACUGACGCCCCAGCCAUACUCUGAGGACUGCGUCUACACCUACAACCGACAGUUCCUCGGCUUGGUCCUCUACGUCAGGAUUAACGUGGGCAGCGCCUUGGUGUGCGGCAACGAGAUCUGCAGCAGCGACUCGAGGUGCACCCACUUCACGUACAAUCCCCUCCUGAACGGAGGCACUUGCACGCUCUACAGUCAGCCGUUAUCGGGCGGAGCCUGGUCCGUUCCCACUCCGCCGUCGUCCCGCAUCAUUUGCGGUCACAUCCCCAAACGAUCCUGCAGUCCCAACGCUCUCAUUUCCAUCUGCCUCGGUCUCGAUAUCGGUCUCGAUCUUGGCCUCGGUCUCGGUCUUUUGGGUAAAAAGUAAAAACUGCUGGAAAAUGAUCAGAAUUUGAACUGGACAGGAUUUUGACUGGUGGAGGGUUUAGUCUUUGUUUCUAUUAUUGGUGAUGGACUAUUAAAUAAACGGGAAUAAUA